AUGGUUAACAAUAUCUCAAUUAGGCUUGCAAUUGAAGAUCUUGAAUCACAAGAGACCCGAAAUUACACUGAAACCACAAGAAAGUACUCAGUUAAUUGUUGUAAUCUUGAGGGUGUCAAAGGGCUUAAAGAGAGCAACAACAGAUUGGAGGUAGUGAUCAAUAAUUCAAUGGUGCUCCAGUUGAGUGGGCAGUCUUGCUCUGAUGACAAAGAGUUUCCAUACAGAUAUAUCAGAGUCAGGGCAAGACUAUUGUGGCUUCUCAAGAAUAGUGGAAUCAGUUCUGCUAAGCUGUUCUAUCUGUUCUAUCACAGUACACUUGCUAUAUCCUUCAAUCAGUUCUAUUACACUUGA
Messenger RNA from Coccidioides immitis RS, 351 nucleotides. RefSeq lists its product as uncharacterized. The transcript has 3 exons. NCBI's taxonomy places the organism in Eukaryota, Fungi, Ascomycota, Eurotiomycetes, Onygenales, Onygenaceae. The record is from RefSeq and is a predicted model, not a curated record. Bases 1 to 351 code for a protein of 116 amino acids.